AUGAUCGAUAUCUCCAAACCUGUAACCACAUCAGAUGCCCUCAUAUACUACGCCGAUCAUAUUCUUGACGAAAUAGACAACCUCGCCAAAGUCGAAUACAACAAAAAAGGUCGCAAAUAUCGAUUUGUCAAUAAUGCAUUUCAACGUAUACGACAAGAAGAUAAACACUUGGUUAUCUGCCCUGAGCAACUAGAUUUAAAACUCUCAUUUUAUUCGGCAUUCUCCAUCUUGAUCAAUAUUGGCGAUAUACUCAAUACACACCCUCAAUUUUGUUGCACCAUCCUUGGCUUGGCUCAAGAAUUGGAAAAGAAUCAUUGGUACGAGGAGGAAAACUCAAGUAUUAUCCAUUUUAGAAAUGCCAAACAUGAUCCAAGAGUGGUCCAACAUGAAGCGGACGCGUUUGUUAAGCAAUUCCCCAUUACACAACAACAUAUCGAUUGGGGGAUUAACUUGAUGGUAUGUUCCAAAUUGAAUUUCUUGCAUACUGAUCAUCAUAUUGGCACUAAAUUGGAAGGAGUCUAUAUGAGACAAUAUGUUGAACAAUACUUUGGAGAAGAAGCAUUAACCUCGCUUGAUGUAUUGGUGGCUUUGAAAAGUUGUGUUCAUUGGGGAAAUAUAAAGGGGAUAUUGUAUAAAUUAAAAGUACCAAAUAUUGACAUAUCGCCACAAUUGAUGGAGAAUUUCGCCAAUUUCCCUGACCCGGAUCAAGAACUUUGUUCAAGUGUGUAUGAUCGAUUCCCCAGUGGUACUUCCAAAUACCAUCUUCUUUACAAAUCAUUGGAUAUGCUAGGUUUAGAUUUCAAGUACUCGCAUUUAAUCACCAUCGACCCCAAAGAAUUCCAAUUUGAAUGGUUAUACAACCUAUGUCACGAUAUCGAAUUUGAUCCCAUCAAGUACCACCUUCGUGCCAAAACCAAACAAUUAUGCUCCAACCCGGUCAACUUAUCGGAACUUGCCAUGAAACAUAAUUCCCGAAUGAAUAAGCUUUUCGAUCUUAUUGCGUUAAUAAUCAAUAUUUUCCAAAACACUGGUGGUGACUACCUACUUCAAAAUUCAAAAAUCCCCAAAUUAGAUCAAAAAUUAAUUGAUCGAUAUAGUAAACUUUAUCAACGGUUUGUUGACCUUGCUAAACAAAUUGAAGCAUACGAAAUGAAAAAUUGGACUCAAGAUGAUAUCAUUGCUCGUUUACAACAAGAUGAUACUAGCAGCGUCAACAAGAGUUUGCAUUCGAUAGUGUCGCAAUUAAAAUAA
This is a messenger RNA of Lodderomyces parapsilosis, 1251 nucleotides long. RefSeq lists its product as uncharacterized. The record is from RefSeq and is a predicted model, not a curated record. The transcript has a single exon. NCBI's taxonomy places the organism in Eukaryota, Fungi, Ascomycota, Pichiomycetes, Serinales, Debaryomycetaceae. The coding region runs from base 1 to 1251 and encodes 416 amino acids.